AUGAGUUCAGGCGCUGUGUGUGGCUAUGUCCUCCGUCGUAUCAAGGAAACCCCCGAGGCCCGACUCCCCUUUCUUGCUCCUCUUCUCAGGACCAGCCCAUCUGUCCCUCUCUGUCCCUCAUCCGCUCGCCGGCCGGCCGGUCAUUUCUACCUAAGCAGUCACUCAAUUUCCUGGACGGUGCGGCCAAGGUCUCGACGUGCGGGAUCACGCCGGGGCCGCCGGCACCGCGGCACGAGGCCCGGGCGAGUCGGGCCUCUCUCCGGGGGUGGCCGCGCGAGUGCCCCCACCGGUGGCGGCGGCGUCCGCCCCGGGCCGGGAAGGAGGACGCACUGCGGCGAGCCGGUGCCCCGGGAAAGGCGCGCGCAGCCGCCUUGGCCUCGGGCGCCCGCCUGCCCGCAUUGUCUCAGCUCCAUAGCAACUCGGCGGCGGCGGGGGCCACGCGCGCUGCGCGGCGUCGGCGCGCGCUCCGGCUCCCGCUCCGGCUGCCGGGGAGAGACCGGCGCUACCUGGCGAUGGCGCCCUGACGGCCCCGCGCGGGCGCCGGGAACGGCGGCGGCAUGCCCGAGAAGCGGCUCACCGCGGAGCCACCAGAUAUUACAGAAGAAGGAUUUGAAGAUUCUUUGGCAACAGAUGAUUUCCUUGUGGACUACUUUAAUGAAUUCCUAAGCCUUCCAGAAUUACUGAAGAAAGCUGAGUCAGUUAUACACAAUAAAAAUGAAUGAAUGGAUGGAUGGAUGAUAUGAAAGCUGGAAUUUUUCUAGCCAUUAAAAGUAUUCUGUA
This is a messenger RNA of Lutra lutra (Eurasian river otter), 780 nucleotides long. RefSeq names its product translation initiation factor IF-2-like. Bases 1 to 666 code for a protein of 221 amino acids. Lineage: Eukaryota; Metazoa; Chordata; Mammalia; Carnivora; Mustelidae. The transcript is spliced from 4 exons. The record is from RefSeq and is a predicted model, not a curated record.